GCAGUGACGUAGAUGACAGGGCGCUAUAUAAGUCUCCCUCCCGGAGCGACCUGUGCACGGGUUAUUAUUGCAGCAGUAUCUGAGAACGGGCCGGGCAUCGGAGACAGCAGAGCAAGAUGGCAAGCACCAAAGAGAAGCUGAUCAAGAAUGUGCUGGGUGAGGCGGCCGCUCCUCAGAACAAGGUGACCAUAGUUGGCGUUGGUGCAGUUGGCAUGGCCUGUGCCAUCAGCGUCCUGCAGAAGGACUUGGCCGAUGAGCUUGCUCUGGUUGACGUGAUAGAAGACAAGUUGAAGGGGGAAAUGAUGGACCUCCAACAUGGCAGCCUCUUCCUGCGCACUCCAAAGAUUGUGUCUGGGAAAGAUUACAGUGUCACAGCCAACUCCAAGCUGGUGGUCGUAACCGCCGGUGCCCGCCAACAAGAGGGAGAGAGCCGCCUGAACCUGGUGCAGCGCAACGUCAACAUCUUCAAAUUUAUCAUUCCCAAUAUUGUGAAGUACAGUCCCAACUGCAUACUGCUGAUUGUCUCCAACCCUGUUGAUGUCUUGACGUACGUAGCCUGGAAAAUCAGCGGCUUCCCCAAGCACCGAGUCAUCGGCAGUGGCUGCAACCUGGACUCUGCCCGCUUCCGCUACCUCAUGGGGGAGAAGCUGGGCAUUCACUCCCUGAGCUGCCACGGCUGGGUCAUCGGUGAACACGGAGACUCCAGUGUGCCGGUCUGGAGUGGGGUGAAUGUGGCCGGAGUGUCUCUGAAGACCCUGAAUCCUGACAUGGGAACAAGUGCGGAUAAGGAGAACUGGAAAGAGGUGCACAAGCAGGUAGUGGAAAGUGCUUAUGAAGUCAUCAAGCUGAAGGGCUACACUUCCUGGGCCAUCGGCCUCUCUGUGGCAGAUCUCGCUGAAACGAUCCUCAAGAACCUCCGACGUGUCCACCCAAUCUCUACUAUGGUCAAGGGACUGUACGGUGUGAAGGAUGAAGUCUUCCUUAGUAUACCAUCUGUUCUGGGGAACCAGGGCAUCACCGAUGUGGUACAGAUGACCCUGAAGACUGAUGAAGAGGAGUGUUUGAGGAAGAGCGCAGACACCCUCUGGUCCAUUCAGAAGGAGCUACAGUUCUAAGCCUUCCCGCAAUAGUUGCGUGUCCAUUGUCUUAAUGUGUUUUGUAUGUUGCACUUUCCAAGUAGGUCAACUACCCUUGUAUGUUAGUCACCCGUACCUGUGCGAUUGCCAAAAAGGCUGCUGUGGUCUGGCAGCUGCUUGGAGGCAGAAAGGGUUAAAUGUAUAGUUAUUGCAGAAAUAACUUGUUACCAUUUGUGUAUUUUUGCCCACCCAACACAUCGUCACAGCCUGGCCGAACAACCCCUGACAUUGCAAAGUGUAUCGACCUACAGUGCGUAACUGGCACUCAUUACAUGGACUGGGAAUCUAGCCAUCUGAGGUAUGAGGCACAAGGUGCCUCCUUCUCAACAGAUUGGCUGCAUUUUCAUGAUUGCUGGCGUUCAUUCUGUAAUGGCCUCUGUGUCCAAGCUAAAACAUAUAAUAGUGCAAGAUGUGUUUAGUACAACUGACUUGGGGCAUGCUUGCGUAAAUUGGGGAAUGAAACUGGAAAGCCUCAGAUUUUAGUACCCAGAGAUACAAUUGCACAAACAAAGUGCAUUGUAAUAAUCUAAAACUGUUUUCCAGGUCAAAUGAUUUAAUGGCAAAAAAUACCCACCUCCAAAGAGUAUCAAUCUAUAUGAAGAAUAAUCUAUAUAAAGAUAUAUAUUUCAGUGUCCUGUUCAAUGCUGUCUUUUAUUCAUUCCAUGGUGUAGAGGGUUCAUGUGAUUACAACGGAGACUGCAUCAUGUGACGUAGACAGAAAGACGAGAUGUGAGCACUAAUAAAAAAUAAAUUAUAUUCUGCUGA
Messenger RNA from Pseudophryne corroboree (corroboree frog), 1901 nucleotides. RefSeq names its product L-lactate dehydrogenase A chain. The record is from RefSeq and is a predicted model, not a curated record. Gene Ontology annotation, molecular function: L-lactate dehydrogenase (NAD+) activity. Bases 117 to 1115 code for a protein of 332 amino acids. Gene Ontology annotation, cellular component: cytoplasm. The transcript has 8 exons. NCBI's taxonomy places the organism in Eukaryota, Metazoa, Chordata, Amphibia, Anura, Myobatrachidae. Gene Ontology annotation, biological process: lactate metabolic process; pyruvate metabolic process.